AUGGAAUCGCAAUAGAAUGUAAGAUAAUGCAUAUCUUAUAUUGGUGAGUUAGGGAGGAGACAUUAACGAUGUGGUGUCAAGAUUAGUCACAGUAAAAAAAAAAUAAAAAUUGUGGGCUCGAAACCAGAUUUCUAAACUUUUGUUCCACUCUUAGUGUUCUACAUGAGGAAGACUGAAAUUAAUACUCCGAUCAGAAUUGCUAUGUUUUUGGCUUAAGUUGCUCAUGAAUCUUAAGGAUUCACUAAAUUAAUAGAGAAUACUAAUGGAGAAAAUUAUGAACCAACUAAUGGAAAAGGUAAAAAUUUAGGAAAUACUGAGCCAGGAGAUGGAAAAAGAUUCAGAGGAAGAGGGUUGAUUCAAUUAACUGGACGAUAUAAUUAUACUUACUUUGGAAAACUAAUGAAUCUAGAUUUAUUGGAUAAACCUGAAUUGCUAGAGAAAAUACACAAUGCAGUUUAUGUCUCUUGUCUUUACUGGUAAGUUAGAAAAGCAAAUGCAUUGGCUGACCAGAAUGAUUUUGAAGGUGUAACCAAGAGAAUCAAUGGAGGAAAAAAUGGUCUAGUUGAUAGACAACGAUAUUAUGAUAAAGCUAAGCAAGUUUUUGACAUUGAUGAAUGA
This is a messenger RNA of Stylonychia lemnae, 618 nucleotides long. Lineage: Eukaryota; Ciliophora; Spirotrichea; Sporadotrichida; Oxytrichidae. The record is from the annotation of a GenBank genome assembly.